Molecule: messenger RNA, 1262 nt
Organism: Acanthochromis polyacanthus (spiny chromis)
Lineage: Eukaryota; Metazoa; Chordata; Actinopteri; Pomacentridae
Exons: 2
Coding region: 68-979 (303 amino acids)
Biological process (GO): positive regulation of Rho protein signal transduction; phospholipase C-activating G protein-coupled receptor signaling pathway
Cellular component (GO): membrane
Molecular function (GO): lysophosphatidic acid receptor activity
Source: RefSeq, a predicted model, not a curated record
CAAACCUUCAGAGUCCACCGAGGAGAGACACAGAGGGAGGAAGCUCAGAAACAAGCACUCACAAGACAUGUCAGUAAACUCCUCCUCAUCCUCCAGUGACUCCCUUCGUCAUCCAAACAUUUCCUCGAUUAUCUACAACCUCCCUUUAGACAUGCAUUGUUACGUCACCACACCGAGCUCCUUCAUCUUAACAUCAUUCCUCAUCACCCGCACCCUCCUCCUCCUCCCUCUCUGCAUCUUCAUCAUCUACCAUGGUCUCCAACAACGGAGACUAAAUGUCUCCACCUCCUCAGCAGCAACCAUGAGUCACUCUGACAGCUUCACCUACAACAUGGUCACCAUGGAGAUGAUUGGAGUCUUUGGGUGUAUCCUCAUGAUCUGUGGCGUCUACAGUGAUCAUUACAACAUCAUCAUUGUGGGAUUCUUUCUCUCUUUUCUCAUCUGGUACGGUGAGAUGUUCUUCCACCUCCUGACCUGUGUGGAGCGCUACCUGGCUGUGGUUCAUCCCAUCACCUACCUGAGCCUGAGAAAAGAGAGAGGGAUCAGAAUCAGGAACAUCAGCAUCGCCUGUGUCUGGCUGCUUUCUGUUGUAAUGGUGGUUCUGGUGGUGAGUGAAGAUGCUACCAUGGUGGUCGAUUCCUGCCUCUCCGUAUUUUCUUUAACAGUCGUCUCCUUCUGCAGCGUUUCUGUUCUCUGUGUUCUGAUUGGUCCAGGUCCAGGGGAACAGGGCGGGGAUAAGAAGAGGGUUGACCAAUCAAAGCUGAGGGCGUUCUACACCAUUAUGGUCAUACUGGGAAUGCUGGUGUUGAGGUUUUCAUGGAAUCUGGUUGCAAAUGUUAACUACUUGAUGGAAAAAGGUCUUGAGUGUGUGAUGAUGUCAGUUGGUGUCUGGUUUAAUCUUCCCAGCAGUCUGGUGUUACCUCUGCUGUUUCUGCACAGAGCAGGAAAACUGGUGUGUUGGAAGAAAAACAUCCAGUGAGGAAAAGGCUGGACUAGGAACAAAAAAGAAAAGUCACAUACAAGUUUGAUAAUUUUGGUGAUUUCUCAGUUAAUAUAAAAUCAGUUCCAUACUCAUCUUGUUUUCUCUUUACUAUUAGUUUCUUCUUCACUGAAUAAUACUGAUUUAACAACUAUGCAAUGUGCUACCCAUGGAUUUAUGCAACUUUACAUUUGUUUCAGCAAUUUUGUGUACAUUAGUUUCAGGGUCUCCCUAAAAAGAAAAUAUACCAGCAACUGUUACUGUAACGUAUCACUGAACUGCA